Molecule: messenger RNA, 2460 nt
Organism: Raphanus sativus (radish)
Lineage: Eukaryota; Viridiplantae; Streptophyta; Magnoliopsida; Brassicales; Brassicaceae
Exons: 19
Coding region: 1-2460 (819 amino acids)
Source: RefSeq, a predicted model, not a curated record
AUGUCAUCAGUGUCUAUUCUUGGUAAAGCUUUUGGAAAGCCAUGCGAGGUAACCGCUUCCUCAGAUCCAUUAUGUCUACAUUUGGAUUCAACAAGGGCUCCCACAAUAACCGAAGUGUUGGAAGUGGAGAAGAAAAGCAAUGGUGUGGUUACUACAGUGAUAGGAUUAUGUGAGAAUUUCAAACAUUUGGUUAACCCAACACAUGAUGAUGAUAAGGACUUCGAUAGUGUUGUAAAACUUGUUGAACAAGGAUACAAACUGAGGAAAAGCGAUUGGGAACAAGGUUUUGUAGAUGUUUUUCUUACAGCAGAAGACAUUGGUCAACAAAGAGGAAAUGAAGACAAAGAUGUUCAGCAAAAAUAUAAGGAGCAAGCACAAGAUGAAGAAGAACAACAACUGGAAGCUGAGGCUGAAGUGGGCGAAGGUGAUAAAGAAAGAGAAACUUCAAAAGCCAAUGAAGGGCAUACAGUUGUGGAAGAAGAAGAUGAACAAAUGGAAGCUGAUACAGAAGUGGAGGAGCCUGUGCAAGUUGAAAGGCAGAAACGAGGAAGAGGAAAUAAGGAGCAAGCACAAGAUGAAGAAGAACAACAACUGGAAGCUGAGGCUGAAGUGGGCGAAGGUAAUAAAGAAAGAGAAACUUCAAAAGCCAAUGAAGGGCAUACAGUUGUGGAAGAAGAAGAUGAACAAAUGGAAGCUGAUACAAAAAUGAGGGAGCCUGUGCAAGUUGAAAGGCAGAAACGAGGAAGAGGAAAUAAGGAGCAAGCACAAGAUGAAGAAGAACAACUACUGGAAGCUGAGGCUGAAGUGGGCGAAGGUGAUAAAGAAAGAGAAACUUCAAAAGCCAAUGAAGGGCAUACAGUUGUGGAAGAAGAAGAUGAACAAAUGGAAGCUGAUACAGAAGUGGAGGAGCCUGUGCAAGUUGAAAGGCAGAAACGAGAAAGAGGAAAUAAGGAGCAAGCACAAGAUGAAGAAGAACAACAACUGGAAGCUGAGGCUGAAGUGGGCGAAGGUGAUAAAGAAAGAGAAACUUCAAAAGCUAAUGAAGGGCAUACAGUUGUGGAAGAAGAAGAUGAACAAAUGGAAGCUGAUACAGAAGUGGAGGAGCCUGUGCAAGUUGAAAGGCAGAAACGAGGAAGACGAAAUAAGGAGAAAGAGCAUAGGAAGAAUGAAGAGAAAAGAAAAUAUGAUGCGUAUGAGAAAAAUAAAGAGAAAGAUCAAGGUGAAGAUGGUUCCAGGUCAAACAGUGAGAAACUCGAUAAGCUAAUAAGAAUGGUAUAUGAUUUGGGUAAACGAGUUGAAAUAAUACAGAAUGUCUUAGGAGUUAAGGUAUUUGAUGGUUCACCCAAUGAUGAUAAUGAAGAUCAUCAGAAUGCAGCCAACCCUGAUUAUGCAAAAAGUUCACCCAGUUAUGAUAAUGAAGAAGAAUCAAAUUAUCGUGUUAAAAGAUGUGCAACAGAUGAUGAAAAUGGUGAGGAGAUAUGUGAUGAAGAAGAAAUUUCUGAUACACAUCAACUAACGCAAGUGAAUACUCUCGGAGAAAAUGAGAAUACAGAGAAAAUAACUUCAAACGAAGAGACUGAAAAAAUGGAAGAAGAAAGCUGCAGUAAACAAAAGUCAAAGGUGACGUCUUCUACUCCUACAUUCACUACUCCAAACUUCGAGACAAGGGUUACAUCGCCUACUCCAACAUUUACUACUCCUAAGUUUGAUCUUCUUUCUCAGGAAAGUCGUCAUAGUGGAAAGGGUGCAAAUGAGUAUCUUAUGCGAGAUGUGGGGGAGAAGUCCGUGUCCCAACCUUUAAUGGAAACUAAAAAAAGAUUGGUACAACAAGAUAUCGAGGUAAAUGAUGAUGUUGAACCUCCACUGAAAAAGAAGAAUAAAGCUGAUAUAGGUAACGUUGAACUAAGAAGAAGUGAAAGAGGUCAAAUACCAUCCAUUCAUACACAGCCGCCAUUUACGGGAGCAAGGAAGAAACAUCCAAUAGUACAUCCCUUUGAGCCAGUUGAUAAGACCAGAAAGGAAAAAAUGACAGAAUGGAAAAUGUCAAACAAAAACAAGAAACUGAUAAUCAAUGAAGAGAGAGUAAACGAAAAGUGGUUUUCAGAUCUUGAAACUCCAGGAACAAAUCUUUCGAAAACGCAUAUUGAAGCAGGUUUGCAGUUGCUAAAAUUGAGAAAGAGAAACAAUCCAGAUUUGUUUCUGAACAAAACUGCCUUAGUUGUUGGAGUGAAAUUCCUUGAAGAAAUAGAUGAACUUUAUGUUGAGUUUUUAGAUGACAAGGAAGGUUUCCAGUUUGCAAGUGGCUUUGACAAGUACAACAUAGAGAAGAAUAUCACUUUUCUCUAUUCGGCUAUUGCAGUUGAAGAAUAUUAUUGGCUUGGAAUUGUGGUCAAUCUGGAGAAAAGAAGCAUCACAGCAUUCAAUAGCGCAUCAGUGAAAGGCUUCAGCAACGAAAAAUAA